AUGGAGUUUCCUCGAUUUUGUGAUGGUGAUGAUCCCCUUGGGUGGAUUUACAUAGCGGAACACUACUUCGACUAUUUCUCUGUUCCUGAUGCUCAGAAAGUCAAGCUUGCUUCCUUCCACAUGGAACGUGAAGCUUUACAAUGGUUUCAAUGGUUGGACUGUAUUCAUUGUUUUCCAAGGUGGGAGGAUUUUAGCAAGGCAUUGUGCCAAGGAUUCGGAUCUUCCGAUUUGGAAGGCUGUGCCGAAUCUCUUCUCAAGUUGAAGCAAACAGGAUCUUUACGAGAUUAUAUCUCGGAAUUUCGUCGUCUUGCUAAUCGCACCCGUGAUAUGACUCCAUCUAUUCUUUGCAGUUGCUUUAUUGGAGGUCUAAAGAAGGAAUUGCGCCAUGAUGUCAAGCUAUUACAGCCUACUUCGGUUCAAGAAGCUUGUGCUCUUGCCUCACAACUCACUACCAAGUUUCUUGAUUUAAAGCCUACUAUUCCUUUUCGUCAUAAUCCUCCAGUUUUUGUCCCGUCGUUUCAACCCAAGGUGGAAUUGCUCGUCAAAACUCCACACGUGGCACAAGACUAA
This is a messenger RNA of Prunus armeniaca (apricot), 570 nucleotides long. Lineage: Eukaryota; Viridiplantae; Streptophyta; Magnoliopsida; Rosales; Rosaceae. The record is from the annotation of a GenBank genome assembly.